UCCCGGAAGCCGCCGGCGACUCUCCCCGGGAGCAGCGUGACCGACAGCGGCUCCGAUCGGGGGGAGAAGGGAGAGGGAGGAGGUGCGAGCGGCGGGGCGCGGACCCGGGACCCCCAGCAGAAUGGCAGAGAUGCAGGGACUGAUGGAGCGACUGGAGCGGGUGGUCGGCCGACUGGAGGUACUGUCUGCAGAGUCACACCGGCCUCCUGGGGACUUCGGGGAAAUUAAUGGUGUCAUUGGAGGUGUGGCACCCUCCGUGGAAGCCUUUGAUAAGCUGAUGAACAGCAUGGUGGCAGAGUUUUUAAAGAAGAGUAGGAUCCUUGCUGGCGAUGUGGAGACUCACGCAGAGAUGGUGCAUAGCGCUUUCCAGGCCCAGCGGGCUUUCCUUCUGAUGGCCUCUCAGCACCAACAACCCCAAGAGAAUGAUGUGGCUGCGCUCCUGAAACCAAUAUCAGAAAAGAUUCAGGAAAUCCAGACUUUCCGAGAGAGAAACCGGGGCAGUAAAAUGUUCAAUCAUCUGUCGGCCGUCAGCGAAAGCAUCCCUGCCCUCGGGUGGAUAGCUGUGUCCCCCAAACCUGGUCCUUAUGUCAAGGAGAUGAAUGAUGCUGCCACCUUUUACACCAACAGGGUCUUAAAGGACUACAAACACAGCGAUUUACGCCAUGUGGAUUGGGUGAAGUCAUAUUUGAACAUUUGGAGUGAGCUGCAAGCAUACAUCAAGGAACACCACACCACAGGCCUUACUUGGAGCAAAACAGGUCCAGUAGCAUCAACUGCAUCAGCAUUGUCUGUCCUCUCCCCUGGCCCUGGCCUUCCUCCACCCCCUCCUCCUCCACCUCCUCCAGGACCACCUCCAUUCUUUGAGAAUGAAGGCAGAAGAGAGGAGUCCUCCCCUUCACGCUCAGCUCUAUUUGCCCAGCUUAACCAAGGAGAAGAAAUUACGAAAGGGCUCCGGCAUGUCACAGAUGACCAGAAGACACACAAGAAUCCCAGCCUACGGGCUCCAGGAGGACAAACACCAUCUCCUACCAAAAGCCACACUCCAGGCUCCAGAGCUCCCCAAUCUCAUCCUUCUCAGAAACAUGUUCCUGUGUUGGAGUUGGAAGGAAAGAAGUGGAGAGUAGAGUACCAAGAGGGCAGGAAUGACCUUGUGAUUGCAGAGACGGAACUGAAACAAGUGGCUUACAUUUUCAAAUGCAACAAGUCUACUCUACAGAUGAAAGGAAAAAUAAAUUCCAUUACAAUUGACAACUGUAAGAAGUUUGGCCUUGUGUUUGACAACGUGGUAGGCAUUGUGGAAGUGAUCAAUUCCAAGGAUAUUCAAAUGCAGGUAAUGGGGAAAGUGCCAACAAUCUCCAUUAAUAAAACAGAAGGCUGCCACAUAUACCUCAGUGAAGAUGCGCUGGACUGUGAGAUCGUGAGUGCCAAAUCGUCCGAAAUGAAUGUCCUUAUUCCUCAGGAUGGGGAUUACAGAGAAUUUCCUGUUCCAGAACAGUUCAAGACAGUCUGGGAUGGAUCCAAGUUGGUCACUGAACCUGCAGAAAUUAUGGGCUAACCACCAGAGAGAUGACGCCCUCCCUCCACCCCCCGACCUGAAUCUAUCCAAAAAAAAAAAAAAAAAAAAAAAAGCAGCAUUAAAGACCUAGAAGUUGCAGUAACAUCUACUGCUUUAGUUUUGGCUUCCAACAUUCUGUAUUAUUUCUGGCAUGCCUUCGUGGGCAUUUUGAAGUAUUUAAAGUUUCUUCAUGAUUUGGCUUUGUGUGUGAUUUGAGUUCCACAUGAUGACUUGUGAGCAUUACACGUCUAAAGGGGGGAAAGAAUUCUCUCCCCCUAAUAUUAAUCACACGGUAGCUGAUAGGUAAAAAAAAAUACUGCAUGAUUCAAUUUGACACUUACAUUUAAUUGCUAGUUGGAAAAUAAAACCUUUGAGAAUCUAAGAUGUACAUUUUUACCUUUUAGGCAAUUUUAAUAGGAAGUAGUAGUAGUAUGCUCUGAGAAAUCUAACAUUUUUUUUCUCAUUUUUGCCAAAUGUUCGCUUUAUCAGCACGGAUACAUUGUUGGCAUGAAUACAUAGUUCAACCCAGUUUUUUACAAAACAUAAGAAAAUUCUAUCCUAAGGACCAUAUCCAGUUUCUUGGUCUGUAGAAGACUUGUAUUCUUUACUAAAAAUAGAUCCUAAUGAUUCAUCUUAAAAUAUUCUUCUGCCAUUUUACUUUUCUGCAAAAAGAUUUGUAUGCCAAAAGAUUGGUGGGAGGAAGCAGAUGUAGUACCUCUCAAUUUUGCUCGAAGAUCAAGCUCAAUUUUUUUGUUUCCCAGUUUUGAACCUGUUGAAUAUCAGAUGCCUUGUAAAGGAUGUCAUUAAUGUUUUCUUAUAAACUCUUUUCUUUUUCACUUGCCAGACUUCUAACCAGUCUCGGAAAAAUCAAUGUUAAAAAGCCAUAGCUGUAAUACAAAACCUGAAGAAUUGUUUGUUGGUUUGACGUGCUGCUCCUAUUUUGUAGUAUUGAGAGUAUAUGCUUUUCAACAUAAGAAAAACUAUGAUAUUCCUAUCUUUUCAGUACACAGUGCUGAAAAAUCUGCAACUUCUUGGAUCACAUGUAAUGAAUUCUAGUAUAAUGCUUGCAGACCCAAUACAAGCAUAUAUAUUGUGCCUACUAUAGCCUUUGGAAUACGUUAUUUCCGUUUUUUAAAUAUCUUCUAUAUACAUAUAGUAUUCAAAUUACUGAUGCUCACGUACCAAGGUUUUGCUAUACAAGUUUUGUUCAUAUGAAUAAUGUGGCUUUAGUAAAUAUCUUUUUUUUCAAUUGUAAACUUAUUCUGAAAUAAAGUAAAAUUCUAGUUGUUUAAAUAACUGUGAUGAAUUCUGGCUGUUAAAAUAUUUUUUUCCGCUUUGAUUCGCCCCUUGCUCAUAUGUCA
Messenger RNA from Nyctereutes procyonoides (raccoon dog), 2916 nucleotides. It is a transcript of the gene CAP2, whose product is annotated as cyclase associated actin cytoskeleton regulatory protein 2. Gene Ontology annotation, cellular component: cytoplasm. Gene Ontology annotation, molecular function: adenylate cyclase binding; actin binding. NCBI's taxonomy places the organism in Eukaryota, Metazoa, Chordata, Mammalia, Carnivora, Canidae. The record is from RefSeq and is a predicted model, not a curated record. The transcript is spliced from 13 exons. Gene Ontology annotation, biological process: cell morphogenesis; cytoskeleton organization; regulation of adenylate cyclase activity. Bases 122 to 1555 code for a protein of 477 amino acids.